Molecule: messenger RNA, 2304 nt
Organism: Colletotrichum graminicola M1.001
Lineage: Eukaryota; Fungi; Ascomycota; Sordariomycetes; Glomerellales; Glomerellaceae
Product: RFX DNA-binding domain-containing protein
Exons: 1
Coding region: 1-2304 (767 amino acids)
Biological process (GO): regulation of transcription by RNA polymerase II
Molecular function (GO): RNA polymerase II cis-regulatory region sequence-specific DNA binding; DNA-binding transcription factor activity, RNA polymerase II-specific
Source: RefSeq, a predicted model, not a curated record
AUGGAGCAACAACAACAGUCCUUCACCGACGCGCCCGAGCUGUAUUCGGCACAGUGGGUUAACAAUGACCAAAGGCAGCAGAGGAGCCUUGCGCCUGCGUCCCGGAUAACGCCCGAGGAGAUGAUGCUCCACGCUGCUGCAACCCAGAUACAAAACGCCCGCGAAUAUUCCAUGCCUCCCGGAAUGGCUGCGUCGAUGAGCCAGACGAGCGCGCACAUGAGCCAUUCCAUGUCGUUUCAGCAGCACGCCAUGACGAGACAUCCCUUGCCGUCCGAAAGCUUUGCCAACAACAGCUUCACUGAUGACAGCCAGAUGAUAGAUCGCGACGAAGACGGUGACUCCUUGGCGGGAGCGAUGGGCAUGCAAAAAUCGAGCUCCGCCAGGUCCAGUGCUAACAAUGAGUUGGAGAUGCGUCACCUGUUCAACGCAAACAAGCACCGCGGCUUGCAGGAUGUUGCCAGCGAACUGCACGGCAAUGAGCGAGGGCCUAACUCCGAACGUACCCGACAAGUCUUCGCCAUGCUCUGGAUCAACUCAGUAUGCAGCAAGGGCAAGGGAUCUGUGCCGCGAGGCCGCGUAUAUGCCAACUACGCGUCCCGGUGUGCUACCGAGAGGAUCACCGUCUUGAACCCUGCCAGCUUCGGUAAACUUGUUCGCGUCCUGUUCCCUGGCCUCAAGACCAGGCGACUUGGCGUGAGAGGAGAGUCUAAGUACCAUUACGUCAACUUUUGCCUGGUUGAUGACCAACCUGACCUCCGCGAGCCCGAGCCUCACAUCCCCGUGGCCAUAUCCGAACCCACCCGUUCCCAGAGCUUUAGCGCUGUUCCCCCCAAAUCUCAGCCAGCGAAAGCCGUUCUGCCGUCGCCCGAUGUCACUAAGCGGCCAGAGAGCCCAGCUCAAGCCUCGCAUGGCCACUCAAGAUCACAUAGUUUCUACAGUCAUCCGAACGUGACCAGUGCGGAUCAUUUGAACUCGUCUACCACGAAAACAUCGCUCCAAUUCUCAUUCCCUUCGGAAGCGGAUGAGGCCCUUCUUCAAUCCACCGAACCUCUUGUGCUACCCCGGAUGGAGCCUUUCUUACCUAAUGGAACUGACCCCGAUGCUGCGAAGAGCCUAUCUGCUCUGUAUAGGUCGCAUUGCACCUCCCUCGUCGAGUGCGUUCGCUACUGCAAGGAGAAGACUUUUUUCCAUCUUUAUACGUCCUUCCAGGGCACGUUGACAAUGCCAGUGCAGAAGCUACUUGGCCACCCUAGUCUCGCCCCCUGGGUUGAAGAAUGCGACUUCAUUCUCUAUCAACGCAUGCUUAGGAUCAUCUCCGGCCUCACCCUCCAGGUCGUGCCCAAACCGGUUCUUGACACGCUACGUAACAUCUCGGAGCGACUCGUGCCCCAUAUUCGGGAAGCUUUCCAGGGGCAGCCGCACCACGUUAUUCGGGCCAAGGAGGCGCCAGCGACCAUAUUCGCUGCUCUGUUGGACCGAGCCCUGAGAGUCAAUCUCACCGCCCAUGCGGCGGCCAACAUGUUGUCGAACCCGGCCAAUCGCGACCAGAUGUACCUCGACUGGAUUACCAUGGUGCGUGUACGCAAGGUGGCCGAGUGUGUACCUACUCGGGGCAUGGAUGACCUCGUCAGCUUGCUCGUCUCCGAACUUCGGGACCUCCUUAGCCCUCAGAACGUACCCUGGGAGGUGGAGUGCUUGACUGUUUACGGCGACAUUGCCCUGAGAAACGGCCGCCAACCGGAUGCUGAGAGCACAGGAGAGCACAACGGCCAGAACGUACUGGAACGCUGGGUCGGCUUCCUCAAGUCACUACCAACGCGGUUUCCUUAUGCGUCACACACAGAGAUUGUUUACUCGGUUCAAAGAGUUGGCACGGCAGUGAUGCGGGAUCUUACCAUGGCCCAGGGUAAGAGCUUCGGUUCUUGGUGGGUCACCAAGUGCUGGAUUGACGAGAUGACCUGUUUCCUCGCCGAGCAAGGCGGGUUCCUACAGAUGAGGACAUCUGGCGCAUCGGCGGCUCUCGUCAACACCCAGUCGGCUACUCAGGAGGCGAGCCACCAAGGGUCUCGGUAUAGCACCGGCGGCGAAGAUUUCAACUUUUCAAGCCUCCCCCAAGCACAACCUGACAAGGCGCCGUUUCCGCCAUCAACGAGCCAAAGUCAGGUUGAUUCCACGGGAAACAACCCGGAUGACAGUGGAAUCGGCAUCCGGACACCGGAGGAGGACUUCCCCAUGGAAAAAUACACCUUCUCACACUCGGAGGUCAACCAAGCACUACUUGCCAACGCCGAUUUACAACAAUGA